AUGGCUAGUCAAACAAGCUCUUCCACUACUGCAACAGGCGAAACUCCAGUGGCGGAUGAUUCCAAUAAGGAGAGCAAGGGCGAACUCUUCGCCGACAUCUGCGCCGCCCUCGGACUGAGCUUCAGGGAGUCCAUCUUUACCGUCGGCGGCAUGGUCAACAACACAUCUACAGAAGCCGCCUUGUCCACCGCGGCAGGGUCUAUAGUCAACAAACCGAUCGUGGUCCGUUGGGACUCUGGUGAGAAGGCAGGCGGCCGCGUGGUGUCCUUCCACGUGCAAGAAGCCGAGGAGUCUCGGAUAGCGUUUGCCCAGCUCCUCAGACACUGCCAGCCCGCCACCUUUGGCCUCAACAAGAAGGAGGGGCAGUUCUCCACCAACUUCAGCCCGUACGAGCACGGCAUCAUCGACACCGUCCUCCAGUCCCUGGUCCACAUCGACAAAGCGUCAAACAUCAAGCGCGGCGUCCGGGCCGAGCUAUAG
Colletotrichum destructivum is the source of this 480-nucleotide messenger RNA. RefSeq lists its product as uncharacterized. The record is from RefSeq and is a predicted model, not a curated record. NCBI's taxonomy places the organism in Eukaryota, Fungi, Ascomycota, Sordariomycetes, Glomerellales, Glomerellaceae. The transcript has 2 exons. The coding region runs from base 1 to 480 and encodes 159 amino acids.